GCAAGAACAUCUCACCUAACCUGAGUUUUUUCGAGUUCCUUGUGAUAGAUACAUCAGAAAACGCUCCUUUAGUAGGAAGUUCACGUUCAAAUCCAAUUCAUUGCCAUUUUGUUAGGAGGAGCAUCACAGUGGCCUUUCCUAUUCGGCGCACCGCGCGAAAGGAGUUGAUCGACUUGAACUGCGAUACUGAAGAUACUACUAACUUUUACACAUUAUUCCAGUACUAGCUUGCCCUUCACUUCUCUACUUUUUUGAGAACACCAGCAGCACGUAAGGGAAAAAAUGACCACGAAAACGCUGCUGACGCUGGGCUUCGUACUGCACGCUUUUGCGGAGAUUGUCUUCGCGACGUGGUUCAUCCUGGACCCCAUCGGCAUGGCCAAAGCGCGCGGAAACACCCCGUCGCCGGAAUUCACGAGGAGCUUGGGCAUCCACAUUGGUUGCCUCGGCCUGUUGGGCGUUCUGUUCCUCCCCGAUGUUUUCAAGUUCAAAAAAGGAGCGACUGCAUCCACCGGAACAAAUUCGAGCAGCUCUACCAGCAUUAUAUCGCGGGUUACGGCGGCGUUUCUGUUUUUUCACGGUGUCACGUUGCUGCGAGUUUAUUUCUCGGCGAAGUACAACUCCAGUAGUGCUGCGACCUCCAUGCUAUCCGUGAUUCUGGCCACGAUACAGAGCCCCGUGGUGAUGCUGCACCUACCGAUCUUUUUGUUCUUGCUCGCCGGAGCGAUCUGGACCUUGGAGAUGUUUGGAAAGCGAAAAUCGCAAACAACAUUCGCGCCUAUCUCCGAGUUCCGCAGCUUGAUGUUCAAAACGACCGAGGCCGUCGUGCACUUGAAUCAGAAUCCCGUCCCAUUAUAUCUGUACGUCGUUUACCUUCCGCACAUUGUCCUCCUCCUGGGCGAUGCGUACGUGCAACUUUUCCAGCCGGGUUUCGCUCCGGGGAUCAGCAAGGUCGCACCGUCUCCGGAUUCUCAGCCCCCGCUGGGGGUCGCGCUGGCGACCCUUGGACUGGUCGCGGUGCUGUUUUUACCGGCUAUUUUUGUCCUCGCGCGGCAGCAGGAGGACGGUGAGGAGGCAAAGGAAAACCAAAAAAGCCUUUCAAAACUGAAUUUCCUCUCUAUGUUCUACCACUUCGCCAUGGAUCUGAAAUUGGCAAUUCAGGACGGACAAGAUUUGAAGAUUCUCGAAUUCCGGUUUCUGAGCCACUUCCUGCUCGGUCUCGGCUUUGCCUGGUACGUGUAUGAAUCGGUGGUGAAGAGUAGAGGCCGGAUGUUGAGCAGCGCGGGAGGCAAGGCGCGGAGUAAAUCUUCGGGGAAAAAGAGAGGCAGAAGUGCUGCGUCAGCAGGUCGCAAAAAUUCGCGGUCGGCGAGCGGGAAGAAGAAAAAGUAGUGUUUGCGCAUCAACACCCAUGCGCAGGUAGAUCAUGGUGCAAGGACUGCGGGCCCGACUGCCGCAUUUGCACCGUAAAAAUAGAGUUAAAGAAAAAUACAAUUCUUGCGUUUCUAGGGCUGUUUUGAUAAAUUUGCAAAAGAUUUGGUUUUUCUUGAAAGAAUUCAACCUGGAUCAAGGCCUUACAAUGGAGAGUACGAUACGUAAGUGGUGUAACUGUAAGAUGAUAAUUAUUAAACUUAAAGCGUAUUUUGCUGCGCUCCAUCUCCAUGUCGUCAUUUGAAACGGCUUUGAUGUUGUAUGAUGAAAACGCCGGUACCUGAGUGUGAUUUAAAUGAGCACCUUCCAUGCUAUUCUUAGUACAACCAGGGCUGAGCUGCAAACAAGGCCGAGGAUUGCAG
Messenger RNA from Amoebophrya sp. A120, 1790 nucleotides. The record is from the annotation of a GenBank genome assembly. Lineage: Eukaryota; Dinophyceae; Syndiniales; Amoebophryaceae.